This is a messenger RNA of Poecile atricapillus (Black-capped chickadee), 1554 nucleotides long. It is a transcript of the gene ADPRH, whose product is annotated as ADP-ribosylarginine hydrolase. Gene Ontology annotation, biological process: protein de-ADP-ribosylation. The coding region runs from base 87 to 1457 and encodes 456 amino acids. Lineage: Eukaryota; Metazoa; Chordata; Aves; Passeriformes; Paridae. Gene Ontology annotation, molecular function: ADP-ribosylarginine-[protein] hydrolase activity; magnesium ion binding. The transcript is spliced from 4 exons. The record is from RefSeq and is a predicted model, not a curated record.
GUUCGUUUCCGCGCGUCCCCUUCAUUUCUCCUGCGCCAGUUUCGAUUCUGAGGGCUCAGCCCGGCUCUCCUGAGGGCAGCCCCGCAAUGGAAGCCAGCCAGACCCUCCGCGACCGCAGGGCUUGGCCAGGAGGGCCCGGCGGGGCCGCCGAGGAGGAGCCGGGCCCGGUGACACCGCCCCGGGAGGCCGCGGAGGGACGGCCCGAGAAGAGCGGCCCGGGACGGGUUAAACAGGCCGGGCCUAGGGCUGCGGGGGCCGAAGCGCGGCCCAUGGCCCGGGACGGGUUCCCCUGGGCUCCCCGAAGUCUGCUGGAGGUGGUGGCCGUGCUGGCCGGGCUGGCGGCGCUCGGGGGGCUCGCUGUUGCCUUCUACAUUGAAGUGGUCAUGGGACAAAAUAUGUGUCCUAAGGAGGUGGAAAACUAUGUGGCAUCCAUGGUGCUGAGUGCAGUUGGUGACACGCUGGGAUAUUACAACGGGAGAUGGGAGUUCCAGCAGAGUGGCUCAGUCAUUCACAAGGAGCUGGCAGAGAAGGGGGGACUGGGCAACUUCAGCAUUCAAGGCUGGAGAGUCAGUGAUGACACCGUGAUGCACUUGGCCACGGCCGAAGCGCUGGUAGCUGCGGGGAAAAACCCACACUUACAACAUCUCUACUUUCUGCUUGCAAGGAACUACAAGGAGUGCAUGAAUGACAUGGAGGGCAGGGCUCCAGGUGCCAUGUCUGUGGAAAGCACCAUGAAGCUGGAUCCGGAGCAGCCGAACGGCUGGCGGGUCCCGUUCAACCCGCGGGCAGGAGGCUGCGGGGCCGCCAUGCGCGCCAUGUGCAUCGGGCUGCGCUUCUACCGCCCCGACCAGCUGGACACCCUGGUGAAAGUCAGCAUCGAGAGCGGCCGCAUGACCCACCACCACCCCACCGGCUACCUGGGGGCCCUGGCCUCAGCCCUCUUCACGGCUUACGCAGUCAACAGCGUGCCCCCCGUGGCCUGGGGGAAGAGGCUGAUAGAGGUGCUGCCACAGGCAAAAGCCUACGUGCAGGAGUCUGACUUCUACGUGAAGGAGAACAUGGAGCAAUGGUAUUACUUUGAAGAGCAGUGGAAAAAAUACCUGGCGGAGAGAGGCAUCUCGGACGGGGUCUCGUCGCCCGAGUUCCCGCCCAAGUACGGCGUGGAGGAGAGAGACGCGUUCUACACCUCCCUGAGCUACAGCGGCUGGGGGGGCAGCAGCGGGCACGACGCGCCCAUGAUCGCCUACGACGCCCUGCUGGGUGCGGGGGAUUCCUGGACAGAGCUGGCUGACCGCGCCUUCUUCCACGGGGGCGACAGCGACUCCACGGCUGCCAUCGCCGCCAGCUGGUGGGGCGUCAUUCACGGCUUCCAGGGGGUUCCUUCCUCCCUCUACACCCACCUGGAGUACAAGGACCGCCUGGAGAAGGUAGCCAAGGACUUGUAUAGCAUCAUCUAGGCAGGAGAUGGCAGGGACGCUUACCCAGCGGCUGUCUCGUGCUGUCUUGCGUGGUUUGCAAACCCCCCCAGAUUAAACCUUGUGAAUGUAAGCCAGA